Molecule: messenger RNA, 2529 nt
Organism: Guillardia theta CCMP2712
Lineage: Eukaryota; Cryptophyceae; Pyrenomonadales; Geminigeraceae
Exons: 13
Coding region: 1-2529 (842 amino acids)
Source: RefSeq, a predicted model, not a curated record
AUGGAGAGUGACAUUGUCGAGGAAGACGUAGAUGACAUAUUCUUCCCCCCAGCGAAGCCGGUCAGAGCCGCUUCACGUCCAGCCCGCGCUGGUCGUCGAGCCAUGUUAGCUUCUUCGGACGAACAGGAUGAUUCGGGUGCAGGAGAUCAACCCACGACGUAUGGGAGCAGCAUAGCACAACGAAAUGAUACAAGAGUGCAAUCAGAGGAAACGGCUGCAGACAAAGGAACAGGGUCUUCCGGUUACUCCGCCAGUCUUGGGAGUUAUAAUCCCUCGAAUCGGAGACGGAGAAACUUCUUGUUGGGCGGCUUGAUAAACAAGGACCCUGACAAUGAUGACGAUGGCAAGGAGAAUGUCGUUGACAACUCAGAAAGCAACGUUUCAUCUGAGAGGCAAGAAAAACUACGACCGAGCUUCUCCUCAUCGCCGCAACCUGGGCAGGACAACAAUUACAGUCAAGACAGGACCAACCCAACCUCCUAUCAACAGCAAGAUUCUGCUCCAUCACGAUCGCCUGGGCCUGGUGCACAGGCUCCAUCGUUCAUGGGGAGAGAUGCGAGCAAUGCGGUUGUGCAACCUGCACAGUAUAGUGGCUCUGUUGAUCCGCCUCAGUCCUCCAAGCCGAACUUUCCUUUGAUGCAGAAUGCGAACGCAGCGGAGUCGAAGCAAGGAUCGAUGAGCAACGGGAUGAUGAUGGGUGUUGGGCUCAACUCUAUGGCUGCGCCUUCCUCCAUGCCAGCGAAAGGAGGCUUCAAGUUCAAGUUCGGGGGGAAGGGAGUGGAGCUUCCGUCGGCAGGGGGGAUGAUGGCGAUCCACGAGGAGAGAGGUCAAAACACUCAGGGAGAGGAUCAAAGUCUACAAGGAAACCGACACAUGUCCUCGUCUCCCUCAGCUGUUGGACCUUCUGUGCGAUCCUCCCACCAGUCUCAUCACAGUUUCGCCCCGUCCAGGUCGGAGGAGAGUUCGAUCUCCCCAGAGACCUCCAAGCCGAAGCACAGGCGGGACGGAGAUGUGAAAUCGUUCAAGAGCGAUCGGCUGAGACUGUUGGAGGAAGAGCUGAACGCGCUGGAAGUCACCCAGAAGCUUUCAAAUGCUUACGUAGAUGACAAGGGACAAGAUCUGAAGACGAAGCAGAGGAAGAUGAAUGAACCAAGAUCUGCUGAGAUUGACGUCCAGGCAAAGGUGGACACAGGUCUUCGACAUGGAAACGAUUCAGAGAGCAUCAAGGCGGAGUUGCUGAAAGCUUACAAGCAAGCCGAGGAAUACAGGAGGCAGUGCGAGAGGUAUAAAACACAGCUUGAUCAAUUCACAAACGCAUAUGAUGAGAUAGCAAGACUGAAGAAUCUUGUUGCAGAGAAGGCUUGCCCUCUUCUCUCUCGACUGACGUCUGUGCAGGAAAGGAGCUCGUUGAACAAGGUACAUCGCCAGUACCAGAAGGAGUACAAGGGGCAGGAGACACUGGAGGCAGAGCAUGCGGAGAGGAUGCGGAGGCUGAACGAGGAGCUGAGGGUCUCCAAGGCAAGAGUCGCCAAGUACAAAGAGAUUCAUGCUGAGCUCGAGUCGCAACUCACCAAGGCAGAAGACAAGAGUCGAGAUCUGGAUCAAAAGAAUCGACAACUCCGGGAGAAGCUCCGGGCAGUGACGGGGCUAGCGAUGCUGGAGCAGGAGGUCAAGGCGCAGCUGGAGGAGAAGGAUGCGUUGAUCAAGAAGCUGGAACAUGACAACCUUGUGUUGAAGAGGGUUGCUGAAAGCUCUGAAAAGAAGCUCAAGGCAAAAUCGAAGGAGCAGGCGGUGGGAAACCAGGACCUGCGGGAGCACUGCAAGUUCUUGGAGGAGGAGAUCGAGAACAAGAACCGUGAGCUGCGCGAGAGUCAGGUCAUCAUCAAGAAGCAGCAGUCACAGCUGAAGAGGAUGCGGUUGGACUUCAACAGCCUGCAGAAGUUGAAUCAGCCGAUUGAAGAUAAUGAGAGCGGCAACACAUUCCUCACUGGAAUAGAUCGAUACGGCAGAAACUUACAAUCGCACCCCCCGGACUCUGCGAACAUGCAGAUGGAUGCAGAGUUCUAUCGACAUUCUUCUGCCGGCUCCAAGAGCACGAGCGAGGCUGAUUCGGACGCGAGAUCUGACAGAUCGAGGCAGCAGAGCCGCAAGAAGGUGAUGGCCAAGAAGGGCAGGCCGGGAGAGAAGAAGAGGAGGAGCAAGGUUGUCAACGAGAACAACGAGAUGGUCCGGCUGGACGAUGGGUGGAAGGAGGAGAGAGGAGGGAACAAGGCGCAGAGAAAGCCGAUCACGCCGGCAGACAUGGCAGGCAAGCUGGACUGGUCAAAGUUUCUCAACGGCUGCUUGACUCGCUCGCAGGACUUUACAGCAAGAACAAGAAGAUCCCAACUCUCAAGAUCGACGAUGACGUCUCAGACCGGUCUGCUCGGCCUCCUGGCUGUCAUGCUGCUGUUUCAUCCUCACCUGCAGCAGGAAGUCGAUGACCUACGAGUCCUUACUGAGCCCGGAUGCCAGGAAGGCGUUGGAUGA